CGUGUUUGCGGCGGAAAGGGGCGUGGCCAUGCUGCGGUGCGGACGCGUGUUGGGGCAAAGGGCGGCGGGGGGGGUGAGACCCCCAUGGGGGGGACACGGGGGGACCCCCCGACAGGAGGGGGGUCCGAGCAGAGCCCUCCGCACUGCGGCACCGCGCGGCGCCGACUUCUUCCGCGAGCUGGGGCAGACCCUGGAGCGCAUGGGGCAGACCCUGAGGGAUCAGGUGCCGGCGGCAGGGAGCGCCUGGGGGGGCUGGCUGCCCCCGGGCAUCCACCCCGACCCCCGGCCCCCCGACGAGGCCGAUGUGGUGGUGGUGGGGGGCGGCGUGGUGGGCUGGUCCGUGGCCUACUGGCUGAAGGUGCUGGAGGGCCGGUUCCGGCGGCACGGGAUGAAGGUGCUGGUGGUGGAGCGGGACCCCACGUAUUCCAGAGCCUCCACGGUGCUGUCGGUGGGGGGGAUCCGGCAGCAGUUUUCCCUCCCAGAGAACAUCCAGAUGUCCCGGUUCUCCGCCAGCUUCCUGCGUGACAUCAAUGAGCACCUCGGGGUUCCCAACGAGCCCCCCAUCGACAUCCAGUUCCAGCCCUCAGGAUACCUGUUCCUGGCCUCCCCAGAGGAUGCUGCCAAGCUGGAGGCCACUGUCCAGCUCCAGAGGGAUGAAGGGGCACAGGUAGCCCUGCUGUCCCCCACCCAGCUGAAGGAGAAAUUCCCCUGGAUAAACACAGAAGACGUGGCCGUGGCAUCCUAUGGCCUGGAGGAUGAAGGCUGGUUCGACCCCUGGACCCUCCUCAACGCUUUCCGGCGCAAAGCCACGUCCCUGGGGGUCCACAGCUGCCGCGGGGAGGUGCGAGCUUUUGUCACCACAGCCAAUGACCCAACAUCGUCAGCAGCAGAGUCCACGCGCAUUAAAUACGUGCACAUCUACAUGCCAGACAGCCUGGAGUACCAGCCUGUCGCCUGCUCCAUCGUGGUCAACGCCGCAGGCGCCUGGGCCGGGAAGCUGCUGGAGGCUGACGGGCUCCCCAGGAGGCUGUGCCAGCCCCCCCUGCCCAUCCAGCCCAGGAAGAGGUACGUGUUCUGCUGGCACUGCCCAGACGGCCCUGGGCUCUCCUGCCCCUUCCUCGUGGACACCUCGGGCGCUUAUUUCCGUCGGGAAGGGAUCGCUGGGAACUACCUGGGCGGGAUGAGCCCCCCCGAGGAGGAAGAGCCGGAUCCCAGCGACCUCUCGGUGGACCACGACUACUUCCAGGAGCAGCUGUGGCCCCGGCUGGCCCGGAGGGUGCCGUCCUUCGAGUCCCUGCGGGUGCAGGGGUCCUGGGCCGGCUACUACGACUACAACACCUUCGACCAUAACGGGGUGCUGGGCCCGCACCCCCGGCUGGAGAACAUGUUCCUGGCCGCGGGCUUCAGCGGGCACGGCCUCCAGCACUCGCCCGCCGCCGGCAGGGCCGUGGCCGAGCUGGUGAUCCGGGGCCGCUUCGAGAGCCUGGACCUGCGGCGCCUGGGCUGGGCCCGGCUGGAGGACGGGGAGCCCCUGCGGGAGGCCGGCGUGGUCUGAUGGGGGCGGGGAGGGGGGACACCGAGGGGCGGCCCUGGCACCCCCUCCCCCGGCUGGAUGAGUGUCCUGUAGGAAUAAAAGGGGCAGGUGAGCAGUUAA
This is a messenger RNA of Lepidothrix coronata (blue-crowned manakin), 1654 nucleotides long. RefSeq names its product FAD dependent oxidoreductase domain containing 1 (gene FOXRED1). The record is from RefSeq and is a predicted model, not a curated record. Gene Ontology annotation, molecular function: oxidoreductase activity. Gene Ontology annotation, cellular component: cytoplasm. The transcript has 10 exons. Lineage: Eukaryota; Metazoa; Chordata; Aves; Passeriformes; Pipridae. The coding region runs from base 29 to 1555 and encodes 508 amino acids.